Molecule: messenger RNA, 1551 nt
Organism: Dichotomopilus funicola
Lineage: Eukaryota; Fungi; Ascomycota; Sordariomycetes; Sordariales; Chaetomiaceae
Product: major facilitator superfamily domain-containing protein
Exons: 2
Coding region: 1-1551 (516 amino acids)
Biological process (GO): transmembrane transport
Cellular component (GO): plasma membrane
Molecular function (GO): transmembrane transporter activity
Source: RefSeq, a predicted model, not a curated record
AUGUGGUUUCUUAUCCAGCGCCGUCGGCUUUACCAGCAGGCCGAGGCCGAAACAGCGAAACAAGCUCACGACCGAUCAAACCCACAACCACAAGAACCAACAAACGAUGACACAAAAAACAACCAGCCUAACGAUAACCAUGGCAACCUCACCAAACACAACAAAAUCUACAUCCGAUCCACCACCACGGACGACCCUCUCGACCCCCGCAACUGGCCGCUCCUUUCGCGCGCCAAAAACAUCGCCCUGCUCGCCUACCUCAUCUUCGCGCAAGCCUGGGCCGGCGCCGCCGAGUCCAUGGCCAACCGCGCAGCCAGCAUCGAACAAAACCACAGCCGCGUAGCCGAGAAUCUCGUCGUAGCCAUGUACCUUUUUGGCGUAGGCAUGGGGUCAUUACUUGCGGGGCCUGUAUCAGAUACCAUUGGCCGCAACGCGACCUACCUGACAGGGUCGUUCGUGUAUCUGUGUUUUGUGCUGGGGGCGGCGCUGGCGCCGGGGUUCGGGGGCAGGGUGAUGUGUCGGUUUGGGGUGGGUUUGGCGGGGAGUGCGACGUUGACGGGGAAUGGGGCGAGUGUACGGGAUCAGUUCCGGCCGGUGAAGCGGGCGUUUGUGUUUCCUGUGAUCGCGUGGGCGAAUGUGGCGGCCCCCAUGAUGGCCCCCAUAGCAUGCGGCUGGAUCGUGGAACGUCUCGGUUGGCGCUGGACAGAAUGGAUCACACUCAUUAUUUCCACUCCCGCCUUCCUGCUCGCCCUCUUCUUCCUCCCCGAGACCUCGCUCCCGAUCCUGCUUGACUGGAAGGCCCGCAGCCUCCGUCGCGCCACGGGCGACACCCGGUACGUCUCGGAGCACGCCGAGUCAGCCCACUUCAUGGAGCGCCUACAAAAAGGACUAGCCAUGCCCGCGCGGUUUCUCGUCCGCGAACCUGUGGUGACGGUCCUGAGCAUCUAUCUGUGUCUUCUAUGGGUGCUCGUAUUCACCUUCCUCUCUGGGUUUGACUCGUUGUUCGCGGAAACCUAUGGCCUCUCAACGGCCAUGACGGGAUCAUGCUUCGCAUCCAUUGCGUCGGGAGCCACGUCGUUUACGCUGCUCGCACCGGGGCUGUACAGCUGGGCGCGGCAUCACACAGAGCAUGUCCGAGGAGCUCCCGUAGCACCCGAGUUCCGGUUGUGGCCGGGCAUGAUCGCGGGUCCGCUGCUGCCCGUGGCGUUGUUUUGGCUUGGGUGGGGUAACAGGGCCGAUGUUUCGAUCUGGAGCAGUUUGGGGGCCUGUUUCUUGUUUGGCGCGGUGCUGAUUGCGCUGUACGUUAGCAGCUACGAGUAUUUGAUCGAUAGUUACGGUGAGAACUCGGCCAGCGCACUGUCGAGCAUCACGUUCCCGCGGUACAUGGUUGCUGGCGGGAUGGUGAUGGCGGCGAGGCCGAUGUACAGUGGAUUAGGGGUGCAGUGGACCAUGACGUUGUUGGGGUGUGUUGCUGCGGUGUUAGCGCCGGCGCCGUUGGUGUUUUGGAAGAUGGGGCCUGAGCUGAGAGAGCGGAGUGAAUAUGCCGUCUAG